Ogataea angusta is the source of this 1839-nucleotide messenger RNA. RefSeq lists its product as uncharacterized. The record is from RefSeq and is a predicted model, not a curated record. Bases 1 to 1839 code for a protein of 612 amino acids. The transcript has a single exon. Gene Ontology annotation, cellular component: GARP complex. NCBI's taxonomy places the organism in Eukaryota, Fungi, Ascomycota, Pichiomycetes, Pichiales, Pichiaceae. Gene Ontology annotation, molecular function: syntaxin binding. Gene Ontology annotation, biological process: endocytic recycling; retrograde transport, endosome to Golgi; Golgi to vacuole transport.
AUGCUUCCUGCCGAGAGUGUUGCGAGCACGCCGCAGUUGACACGCAAGAUUUCCAGGAGGUCGAUCUCGAAGCACUCGCAGCCUUUCAAGGACGACCCUGAUGCGCUGGAGUGGCUUCGACGCAAGCUGAAUCCGGAAUGGGAGAUCGAUGUUCGCGGAGAGCUUGACGACGGCGACGAUGGAAUUGAAGAGCUCUUGAAGGAAUUGCGGGCCAGUAAGGGAAUAAGCACUCUGCAGGAGUACCGGUUCCUCAGCACAUUGAAUCCGCAACUUGAGAAGUUCGAUUACCAGGUCAACUACGAGAAGUUUGCCAACUUCCAGUCGGAAAUAAAAAACACAAGAACAUAUCUCAAGCCUCUAUUCGAUUACCUCCAAAACUUUGAGCAAAACAUCAACAAGCUAUCUCAGGAAAUGGAAUUUCUUCAAAAACGAUCUGAUGUGCUGAACUCGCAGAUAAAAAGCAAGCAGGAGCUAGAUACAAGGUUGACUCCAGUCAUUAACGAUUUAAUUAUCCCUCCCACCAUAAUAAAUUCCAUAGUAGACGACAAGAUAGACGAAAAGUGGGUGGAAAACAUAACGUUCCUCACCGAAAAGAGAGAAAUCUACUCCAAGUACUCUUCCGGGAACCAGCCAAAGUGUCUUCCAGAGCUCACAAAACUGCUGGAUAUGAUGGAGUUGAAAGUUGUCGAAAGAAUCAGAGACUACCUGAUCAAGCAAAUUAAAGCUUUAAGAAAACAGACGGUCUCAUCGCAGGUGGUUCAGAGCGAGAUGCUCGAGGUGAAGGAGAUUUUUACCUAUUUGCAGGAAAAGAAUCCCAACUUGAGUAAUGAUCUCUGUCAGGCAUACUGUCAUACCAUGCGUUGGUACUAUUAUCAGAAUUUUGCUAAAUAUUGCUCGUCAUUAGAGAGACUGAGAAUACACAGGGUUGAAAACAACGUCCUGCUUGGGUCCCUCGAUGAAGAGGGAGGCCCUUCUGGGGCCGGAUCGUUUUUCGGAUACUCUAACCAGAAACAUGAGGUCACCCCUAGCGAGUAUUUGAUUGGUUUGACAAAAAGACUGGAGUCGCUGAGCAAGUUUGAUGAGACGGUCAUGCCCGCUCAAAUAGCCGAAACUAACAACGCAAAAUACUGGCUCGAAACUGCGUUUAGAAAUUUCAAUGUUGCACUUUUGGACAACGUCUGUGUUGAGUACCUAUUUAUGAGCGAAUUUUUCAACCUGACCAAGAGCGAGCAAUUGGAUGACAUUUUCAAGACAAUUUUCAGCCCGGUGUACCAAAUUGGACACAGCUUCACCAAAUAUCUUACCUCCAACACUUACGAUUACUUUGGGGUGCUCAUAGCUAUUCGUCUGACCCAGCAGCUGGAAUACGAAUUGCAGCAUAGACGCAUACCAGUGAUGGAAGACUAUCUGAACUAUCAGCUGAUUAUUCUCUGGCCAAGAUUUCAAAAACUGAUAGACCAAAAUUGUAUGAAUAUCAAGAAAAGCGUAUCGUCCUCUGUGAUACUCAAGAGCAUCAAUAAAAGCAUAAUGAUUCCGCUAGGCCUAACCCAGAACUUCGGGCGUGUACUGCUCGCCUUGCUUAGCCUUUCUCAUAACGUGAUAGAGCAGGAAACGUCAGAGCCGCUGACAAAUUCCAUUGUCCGCCUUCGAAACGAGUUUGAAAACACACUAAUGAAGAUGAGCUCAACGCUAGAUCCGAAAAAGAGAGAGUUAUUUCUUUACAGCAAUUUCUCCCUUGUCCUCACUAUUCUGGGCGAGUUGGAGGAAUCCAACAAACCUGGGAUGGACGAAGUGGCACACUUUAGAAAUCUGGUAGAUGCGUACGCAAGUAGGGAAUAA